Chlamydomonas reinhardtii is the source of this 4873-nucleotide messenger RNA. RefSeq lists its product as uncharacterized. The transcript has 16 exons. Gene Ontology annotation, molecular function: UDP-N-acetylglucosamine diphosphorylase activity. NCBI's taxonomy places the organism in Eukaryota, Viridiplantae, Chlorophyta, Chlorophyceae, Chlamydomonadales, Chlamydomonadaceae. The record is from RefSeq and is a predicted model, not a curated record. Gene Ontology annotation, biological process: UDP-N-acetylglucosamine biosynthetic process. Bases 135 to 4616 code for a protein of 1493 amino acids.
UAUAUCAAGUUGAAUUUCCAGGUGCUGCUCUCCUGCGCCUCGAAAGCAGGGCAUUCUACAUUUGUCUCCACCAGCGGGACUGCGGCAAGACUUAGCCGAAGUGAGGCUUUCGGCUUCACUGGACGGGCGGCGCGAUGGAGCUUGCUUUCACCGGCGCGUUCGCCUGGGCCGCUUGGCAGGUCCUGGGCAGGCUGCAGAGGCAUGCAGCCAAAAUUGAGAAGAACAUCGAUGAUGGCCUUCUUCUAGGCAUGUGGGAGGAGGAGUGCAAAAACAUGGCGGCUUCCAAAAAGCGCAGCUCCCCGGCUAUGGGUGCGGGUGCUGCUGCCAGCGGCCACCAGCACAUUUUUGAGGACUGGCGCAACAAGAAGCUGCGCCCGCAGCAGAUGAUUCAGCUGGCCUCAGACCUGGCGGAUCUGGCUCAGUGGGCGGGUGUGGGCCGCCACGUGCCGGAGCUUCGUGUGGACGGGCCCGUCAAGGCCUGGGCCGAGUACGGCACCGCGGGCAAGGUGCACCUGCUGCAGGCUGCGGACGCGCUGCAGUUCAACUUCGCGGAGGCGGCCCGGAAGCAGGCGGAGCAGCUGGCCGACAACUGGCUGUGGCAGGUUACAGAGGCGCUGCCUUCCUUGUCUGCCGAGCCGCUGCGCACCACUGCGCCCAACAACGCAAUCGCCAGCCUGAAGACUCGUCUGACUGAGGCGGAGGCAGCUGUGCGCGCCGUCUUCGACGCCGAGCGCACCAGCCAGGCCGCGGGCCUGAAGGGCCUGGUGGAGCCGCUGUCGGUGGCCCGCUGCGCGCGCAACCUGCAGGUGCUCAAGGCGCUGGCGGCCGAGGUGGGACUCAACGCGACCAUGGCCGACCCCGCAGUCGCGGCUGUCCGCACCACCCUAAGCGCGCCGCUGUCACUGGAGGCGGCGGCGCCCGCGGUGGCGGCGCAGAAGACGGCUGCUGCUGAUGCCGUCAACUCUGAGGCGGACGCAGCGGUGGCGGCGGAGCGUUCUGCGCGCGUCGCGGAGAUUGAGGCCGCGGCCGCCAAGACCUACCGUCGCGCGCUGGUGCUGCAGGCCUCCUCGCCCACCCACUGGCACAUGUCCAGCGAGACGCCCGCGCUACACCGCCUGGGCCUCAUGUCGGCGCUUCUCAUGCAGCUGGCCUGCGACAGCGCGGCCGGCACGCCGGAGGGCGAUGCCGCGGCGGCUGAGCUUGCGGAUGCAGUGCGCAAGCUGAUGCCCCAGAUGAGGAUCAAGCUGUCGGAGGAUGACGCCGCCCGCCGCGUCAUGCUCCUGGCGGCCCUCACACCAGCACCUCCCGCGCCCCCGCCCGCUCCCAAGCCGGAGCCGGAGGAGGGCGAGGAGGACGAGGAGGGCAAGGAGGGCGAGGAGGGUGCUGAGGAGGGUGAGAAGGCUGAGAAGGAGGAGGUGCCCCCGCCGCCCGCCCGGCCCAGCCCCGCCGAGGCUGCCCAGGGCCUGGUGUCGCUGAUGGAGGGCGUCAUCCGCGCCCAGCUGGCUGAGGCCGUGGAGGCGCGAAAGGCCGCACGGGCUGCCGCCAAGGAGGCCAAGGCCGCCGCCGCAGCUGCCGCCAAGGCCGCGCAGGAGGAGGCCCAGGCCGGCGAGGGCUCCGAGGAGGCAGCUGAGAAGGCCGAGGAGGCGGAGGAAGUCGCUGCCGAUGCGGAGGAGCAGGAAGAGGAGGAGGAGGAGGUGGACGUGCCCACUGCCGCCGAGACGGUGGACGUGGCGGCUGUCCGCAAGGGUGUGGAGCAGGAGGCACGCUCCCGCUCUGACGCGGAGAAGGAGGCGGCGAUGCUGAAGCUGGAGGACGCUCUGGGCGCGCUGAGGGAGGCCACUGCCGCCAAGGCCGUCACGGGUCUGGUGGAUCGCCUGGCGGUCACCGCCCCCCCUGCUGCCAAGGGCGACGAGGAUGGCGCUGUGGAGGAGGAGGAGGAGGAGGAGGAGGAGGAGGAGGAGGAGGAGGAGGAGGAGGAGGAGGAGGACGAGGCCGAGGAGAAGGAGGCAGCCCCGGCCGCCCCCGCCGCUGCCCCGCUGGAUGCGGGCUCACGGCUGCUGGCACUCGAGUCGCUGCUGCGUGACGCCGCCAAGGCCUCGGACGCCGGCCUGGCCGCCGCCACCGCCGACGCCAUCGCCAAGCUGACCGACGCUGACCUCGCUGCGCUGGACGGCGCCACCUCCUCCGCGCUGUCUGCGCUGUCCGCCCACCUGGCGCUGGUGAAGCUGGUGGCGGACACCGGCAAGCUUGACCUGGCGCCGGGCGCGUGCGACACACUGCGCCGUGUGGAUACCUGGCUGGCGGAGCAUGAGUCGCAGGCCGCUGCUGCCGCCGCUGAGGCCGCUGAGCCGCAGCCCGCCACUGAGACCGUGGUCGAGGAGGGUGAGAAGCAGGAGGGCGAGGCCGAGGCUGAAGCCGAGACCAAGGAGGAGACGCCCGCCCCCGCCCCCGCCAAGCCGAAGACCGCGGACCCCGCCCGGCUGGCUGAGGGUCGCCGCCUGGUGUCUGAGCUGCUGGGCGAGGGCCUGGUGCUGCUGGAGCUGCCGCCCGCGUCCUACCGCAAGCUGCAGCUGCUGCGCGAGGCCGUGGACAAGCUGGACCCGGUGGCUGGGGACGGCGCGGUGCAGCAUUCCGCCAUCAAGACCCUGGGCGAGGUGGUGUCGCAGCUGGGGCCCAUCGGCGGCUCCGUGGACGCACGCCUGAGCCAGGUGUCGGACGAGGGCGAGCGGGCCAAGCUGGGUGAGGUGCGCUCGGCGGCUGUGGCCAUCUAUGGUGCGCUCACCACCUUCCUGCGCCUGGAGACUGAGACGUGGACGGAUGCCAAGUCCACACUGGACAAGGCACGCACUACUGUGUUCGGCCUUAAGGUGGAGCGCAAGGCGGCCACGCUGUCGGAGGGCGUGGAGGCCUGCGGCGGUGUGCACGCAACCUGCGUCAAGCUGGGCGGGAUGGUGAGCGCGCUGGGCUCGCAGCCGGCCAAGGCCGCUUCAGGGCGCGCCAAGACGGCGCUGCAGGAGACGGCCGAGCAGGCGCACAGCACUGCGGCCGCCCUGGAGGAGUACCUGUCGUACGUGCGGCUGCGGGAGCACGCUCUGGGCGGCGCCGUCAGCGCCCCUGCCGAGGUGGAGGACACGUUCGAGCUGCAGCUGCCUCAGCUGGACGAGAUGACCGGCAAGCACAACGACGAGGCGGUGUGGCUGGACCUGGCGGGCAUGGGGCUGCCGGCGGUGGACGAGGAGGAUGAGGCGUCGGCUGAGGCGCAUGAGGAGGCGCUGGCAGGUCUGCAGGAGCGCUUGGAUGGCUGGCACAUGACCGGCCUGCGCCUGCUGGCGCGCGGCCAGGCGGCGCUGGUGACGCUGGGCGGUGCCACCACCGAGGCGGGCGAGCUGCGCCUGACCGCCGACAUCGGGCUGCCCUCCGCCAAGUCGCUGCUGCAGCUGUGCGCGGAGAAAAUCAGGCGGCUGCAGAUGAUGGCGGCGGAGAGCGUGAGCGGCCCCAACAGCGGCGUGGCCAACCCGCUGCACUGGUACCUGCUGGUGCCCGCCGCUGCCGAGCAGCCGCUCAAGGACUUCCUGGCUGCCAACGAGCACUUUGGGCUGCUGCCCAGCCAGGUGCACGUGGCCGUCAAUGACGUGCGGCCGCCGCUGCUGACCGAGGAGGGGCUGCAAGUGGUGCUGGACAGCACCGGCACCCGUGUGGCCCGCAGCCAGCCCGGCAGCGGCGAGGUAUUCCUGGCGCUGCGGCGGUCGGGCGCCCUGGCGCACAUGCGCAAGGUGGGCGUGCGCUGCAUCGAGGUGGAGACGGUGGAGGACAACACCAUCGCGCGACCGCUGGACCCAGCCUUCCUGGGCGCCUGCUCCGCCACUGCCAUCGACGCUGCUGCAAAGGUGGCGGUGCCGGGCGUGCAGACCGAGGGCACCUCGGCGCUGCCCGAGCUCUACUCGCGCUACCUGGAGCUGCUGGGCACCUCCUCGCCGCUGCUGGAGCGACUGGGCGACUACGUGCCCGCCAUCGGCACCUACUAUUUCUCCAUGGACUUUGUGAAGCGGGUGGACAAGCUGCUGCGCGACCGCCCCAUGGCGCUGUAUCGACUGGCGCCCGCAGACAAGCUGCCCAGCAGGGCGGCGGCAGCACCCGGCAAGGCGCCUGCGCCUGGCGGCGGCGCUGCGGGCUACCGGCUGGAGCGCCGGCUGUCGGACUUCGCCUCGCCGGCGGUCUGCUCGUUGAUUGACGGCGUGCAGCUGGCCAUGGUUGCGGUGGACGUGGCGGCGGAGUUUGCGCCGGUGUGGGGCACCGCGCCCUUCUACAAGACCGCCUCGCCCACCUCGGCGGUGGACGCUAUGCUCCUGCAGCAGACGCGGUGGGUUGAGGAGGCUGGCGGCGCGCUUGAGGACGAGGAGGAGGGCGUGGUGGAGGUCAGCCCGCUGGUAUCGUACGCGGGCGAGGGCCUAGCGCCGCUGGUGGAGGGCAAGGUUUUUGCGGAGGCGUACGUGCAUGAGCUGCAGGGCUUCGACGCGGCGUCAACAGGCGCAGGAGGCAAUGCUGGUGUGUGGGCGGUGCCGGCAGUCGUGGCAUUCGCCGGGGCCGCGGCACUGCAGGUCGUCAAGGGCAAGUGAGGUGGAUGUGGGCGAGCUGCUGAGUAGCCCUAGUUGAUGAACGCGUGCAUGUGUUGCGGGCGGAUGACUUGUUGGUGGUUGCAACACGGCGAAGAGGGCCACGGCGUGGACGAUCGUGGUUGCUGCUCGGAGCACGGCUGCGAGAUCGCACGGCGUAUAGAUGGGCAUACCAACUGCCUGUACUCGGACUUAGGUUCAAUACGCGGACCAAUUCGUGUCCUUGGGGUCUCCAAAUUACAAUGUAAGAAAGAAGUACC